AUGGGUAUUCUGACUGGUCGAAGUGAGGGUAUUAAAUUAUUAACAUAUUGUGAUCUAGCAUUCAUUGGUACUUUAACAGAUUAUUCCAAAGGUAUGUCAACAAGAUCAUUACCACCAAUAGUUCAUUAUACACUUGAAUUCGACAAAUAUGAACAAAUACGUGGUAUACCUAUUGAAAACGAAGAGCCACAUUUUCAUUAUAUGCAGACAGGCAGUGGUGGCCAAAUAUUAGAUCCAAAUACUCAUAGAUUAAUUCCUGCACCUGAACCUAAACGUCCAAAAAUCGAUCAAUUAUAUUUAGCAUUACUUAAUGAUUCACGACAAAUCAAACAACUUGUUGAAAUUACAACAGAUGAUAUUGAUUUAUUACGACAAUUAGCAUUACAAAAUUAA
Adineta steineri is the source of this 393-nucleotide messenger RNA. The record is from the annotation of a GenBank genome assembly. NCBI's taxonomy places the organism in Eukaryota, Metazoa, Rotifera, Eurotatoria, Adinetida, Adinetidae.